AACCUGCUUUUGUGAGAACACUGAGUCAAAGUAGGAAUUCAACACUUUGGUACUCACCUAUGCAAUCGGGGCCUGACAACAACAACCUUGUGAGGUGAAGAAAUGCUGGUAAUACCUCACAAGUCACCCCUUCUUCAUGGUGGAGGAGAAAUGGGUCCUGUGCGACCAGAUCAGGGCUUGGUGCCCUUCAAAGAGGUGGCCGUGUAUUUCACCAAGGAGGAGUGGUCUCUGCUGGAUCCGAGCCAAAGGACUCUGCACGAACAAGUUAUGAUGGAGAACUUUGCAAACGUGGCAUAUUUGGAAACCUGUGAUGUGCCAGGGAUUAAGGGUCAAAGAGUUCACACAUGUGAGAAGCCAUUUAAAUGCCUGGAGUGUGGAAAGAGCUUCACUCAGAGUGGACAACUUACUUCACAUCAAAGAAUUCACACAGGAGAGAAGCCAUUUAAAUGCCUGGAGUUUGGAAAGAGCUUCACUCAGAGUGGAUAAGUUACUGAGCAUCAAAGAAUUCA
Elgaria multicarinata webbii is the source of this 509-nucleotide messenger RNA. Its product is annotated as zinc finger protein 300-like. Gene Ontology annotation, biological process: regulation of DNA-templated transcription. The transcript has 4 exons. The record is from RefSeq and is a predicted model, not a curated record. The coding region runs from base 103 to 486 and encodes 127 amino acids. NCBI's taxonomy places the organism in Eukaryota, Metazoa, Chordata, Lepidosauria, Squamata, Anguidae.